UUCAAAGUUUAUGACUAACUUCGCUGAAAACUUUAUCCAAAAUAUGAGAUAUUCGUAUUUUUUUUAUGUUUGUGGUGAAUUACACUCGCCACACAGCCGUCUGAGGCUCAUUAAGAACUGUUUGUGUUCGUGCAUGGAUGGGGCCACUCAUCACUGAUAAGAACAGAGUGUUUGGCGGGUUUGCCGCCUUGAAGGAGAGGAGGAUGUAUUUUUUUUAAAAGGGACAGUGAUAUGUACAAAGUUUGUUAAACUGUUCGAAUUACUAAACUACACUAAACUACAGCAAGCUGAGCAGGGACAACAACUGCUUUCACAGUCAGUGGAAGAAACUGCACAGUGAAAGUUGAGAAGAGAAUUAAGAAGAGCUUUACGGAGGCAGAUGAAGAUGAAAAAGAAGAAGAAAACAGUUACUUCAACCAUAAACUGUAAUAAGGGAGGGCACCUGGAUGUGGGUGCAGUGGAUGAAGGAUAUUCAGGGGAUGUGGAGUUGGUGAAUGGCAUCACGGAAGGUGUGAAGCUGGUGCCCCACAUCAAACCCGCCCACCUGGAGUUUCUGGAGCUGAGCUUCACUCCUGGACAAACCAGUGCAACCGUUCGCACCAAGAAGCCGCUGGAUGCUGAUGCAGACAUUCUGACGGGCCGCACCUUGUUUUAUUCUAUUAUGUGUGACGGUUUAGUUAAGUACAACAACACUCGGACGCUGAAAAUCAACGAUCUCAAUGACAACGCACCAAUUUUUAAACAGAAGGUCUACCGCAAAUCUGUCUCUGAGAUACAUUCUGUGGACACCGAGGUUCUUCAAGUGACAGCAGAGGACGCAGACAGCACAGCAGCAAACAACAGAGUGACAUAUUCCAUUGAACCAGCUUCAGAAGACUUUGAGGUGAUCAACUCUGGAGCUUUUAUUUUAAAGAGACGUUUGAACUACAAUCUAGUUCAGAAGUACAGCUUUACUGUGAAGGCCGAGGAUAGCGAGGGGAAGUUUGACACAGCCACUGUAGAUAUUGACGUGGUGGACUUUGAUAACUUGAACCCGUAUUUCAUCCACAACCUGUACCAAGCCUUUAUUCUGGAGAAUCUGGCUGGGUCUUUCCACACCAUUCAGCCAGAGGCGAUAAAGGCUCAGGAUGGAGACACUGGGAUCAACAUGACUCUAACUUACAGUAUCAAUGCAGUGUCUCCAGACAAGUAUCGGAGUAACUUCUACAUUGACUCCAGCAGCGGCGUUCUGUCUUUGGUGAUGGCCAUAGACAGAGAGGAGAUGAACAGCAGUGUGAUCUCUGUCGACAUCAAGGCGGCCCAGACAGACGACACUUUGAAGACGGCUGUUGCUUCGGUGUCUGUUACUGUGGAGGACGUUAACGAUAACCCUCCAGAGUUUGACCAGUCUGAUUACUCUGUUAACCUUCUGGAAAAUUCUCCUGUUGAUGCUGUUCUGUUAAAAGUCAUCGUCACCGACCGGGACCAGGGAGGCUUUGUGGGAACCCUGCGGAUCCUUCCAGAAUCUGCUCCUUUCUCUAUCGGCUCUGAUGGGACAGUAAGAGUGAAGAACUCCACAGUUCUGGACAGAGAGACCACCGAAAGCAUCACAUUUCAGAUUGAAGCGACAGAGAAGGAUCCACCCAACAAUGUUGUAGAUGUCCAAGUCAGUGUAACUCUUCUGGAUGAGAACGACAACAGUCCUGCGUUCAGCAGCAGCAAGUACGAAGGGAAGGUGUUUGCAAAUCAGACAGUGGGAAUGUUGCUGGUUCAGGCGGCAUCAUACCACGCUCCUCCUCAGUACAGGUGAACAUUCGUGCUCCUGGUGACUCCAAACCUCAGUUUUUACAAAAAGUUUUCCAUGGCACUGUAGAAGAAGAACAGGAUCC
Messenger RNA from Thunnus maccoyii (southern bluefin tuna), 1868 nucleotides. RefSeq names its product cadherin-23-like. Bases 380 to 1789 code for a protein of 469 amino acids. Gene Ontology annotation, biological process: homophilic cell-cell adhesion. The record is from RefSeq and is a predicted model, not a curated record. The transcript has 15 exons. Gene Ontology annotation, molecular function: calcium ion binding. Gene Ontology annotation, cellular component: plasma membrane. NCBI's taxonomy places the organism in Eukaryota, Metazoa, Chordata, Actinopteri, Scombriformes, Scombridae.